Messenger RNA from Paramacrobiotus metropolitanus, 3929 nucleotides. RefSeq names its product nuclear pore complex protein Nup98-Nup96-like. The transcript has 18 exons. NCBI's taxonomy places the organism in Eukaryota, Metazoa, Tardigrada, Eutardigrada, Parachela, Macrobiotidae. The record is from RefSeq and is a predicted model, not a curated record. Gene Ontology annotation, cellular component: nuclear pore cytoplasmic filaments; nuclear pore. Gene Ontology annotation, molecular function: structural constituent of nuclear pore. Gene Ontology annotation, biological process: post-transcriptional tethering of RNA polymerase II gene DNA at nuclear periphery; RNA export from nucleus; protein import into nucleus. Bases 893 to 3652 code for a protein of 919 amino acids.
UCACAUUUCAUUAAUGAGGUGUCUUCGUGCGACUAGCUAUUAAACAAAUUAAAAUAUAAUAAGUCUUUUCGACAAAAACUGAAAUUUCAAAUUUUUACAGUUUUUCUUUUGGAAAUUGUGAAUCGCUCACUCAUUAUCGCUGACAGGAAACGCGUGGACGAUUUUUACAAGGUGACUGCACGCGUCAUCCGUUCAAAACAGCUCCAGCUCGCAUGCUUUAUUGCUCUCACACUGGCAUGCCUUCGUAAAACAUUAUAUUUCGAACAUAUGAAGGAUAAUAAGGUCGGAUCCAUCGUAAGUAAAUCUUCUCACGGUGCGGGCAUGUAUGGAGCUUGGAAAUGGAAACUUGGUAACUGGCGCCACCUUGCGCAUGCAAUGUGUUCAGAGAUUGGGAAAGUAAAUGCCGCCCUGGAGUGGUUCUGCCUCUAAGAUUGCUUGGCUCAGAUUUAGCCUCAGCACUUCCAGCCUCAAGGCUUCACACCCAUGCAUUUUACAUUUCCCGCCUACUGCCACCGACACCAACCGCCGAUGAUUUCAUUCCUUUGCGUUGAAUGAUCGUUUUCCGACACAAACCGCUUCAGCAAGUCGCAGUUUUUGGUGACUUUUGGAUUUGCGUUUUAUUGGUUUGCACUUGCUGAUUGUUUUUCAACGUUUUGUUUCGAGUUUGUUAGCAAGGUUGUAUGUGAAAUUGUGAAUAUCAUUGGGCUUUACCUUCUGAAGAAUAUGAACAGGCUUCUAUCACGGUUUUCUUAAGCCAGAAUUAAUUUACUGCCGCUCCAAGCGUCCAGGUGACAUUGGGGACAGAACGCCAGACUAGAACCGGAGCUGCAAAGCAAAGAACCCCGGAGUCCGAAGCGGUCACGUUUAAGCUGAAAAGUAAACGGCUGAAACAAUGUGUGACCAAGUCAGUACGACGGAUUCCUGGACAUUAACAAGCGCGAAUCCGUUUGCGGCGCUGAGUUCAUCCCACGAGGAAACACCCGAAACAGGAGUUCCGGUGUUUCGCGAGAUUGUCGGCACAACGGUGAAGUUCUGUCCGGUGAUCGGAAGCGAUAUGUUGAUUAAAGAAGACCCAGAUAAGAACGUUACGCUGAUGACAAAGAACAUCUGCAUCUCUAUGAUGCAAGAGUACGGCGAGAAGAAGAGCCUGGAAGAACUGCGACUGGAGGACUACGAAGCCAGUCGCAAGACGGGAACCGGCACCAAUGCCGUCGAGGUAGACUUCGGAGGUUUCAGGAAGCCAGUUCCGCCAGAUUCGGAGACCAUAUCUGCAUUGUCAGUUGGAACACAAACGGAUGCCGCUCCAAGUUUUCUCUCAUGGCCCAAGUACGAGGGUUUGUUCGGCGGAUCCGGAUUAUUCCCAGCGUCCAUGUUCAACGCGAAUCCAGUGGGCACGACGGUGAAGUUUGCUCCGGUUACUGGCACAGAUACCGCGAUGAGAAACGCCGCGACUACGAAUAUUGCGACGAAAACGUUCUGCAUUAGCAUGAUGAGAGAGUACGGGGAGAAGAAGAGUAUGGAGGAGCUGCGAUUGGAAGACUAUGAGGCUAACCGUAAGACGGGAACAGUCACCGGGACACCGAUGGGAAUGUCCGGGCAAGCUGGAGGAUUAUUUGGUCCAUCGCCACCGUCCCUGUUUAAUAGUGUCAAGGCCUCUGUUGGCACGACCGUGAAGUUUGCCCCUGUCAUGGGCACAGAUACCGUGAUGAAAUUCGGCCUGAAUACGAACAUUCAGACGAAGAAUUUCUGCAUCAGUAUGAUGAAGGAGUAUGAAGAGCAAAAGAGUAUGGAAGAGCUGCGGCUGGAAGACUAUCAAGCGAAUCGCAAGACUGGCAGCGCGAGCGCGCCUUCGGUGGGGAUAAACAUACAAACACACCAACCAGCGGCCAGUGGAGGCAAUAACGGAUCGUUUAUUUUCGCUCCAUCUGCGAAUCAGACAUCGUUUGUCCCAUCUUCUGAUCAGCAUUCUUCUGGCCAGCCUGCGGUUUCAGAGUCGCAGAGUGCGAACUUAAGUUUCUUUGGAUCUCCGUUGGGAAAACCUGCGGCUUCACAGCCGCCAGGCACGAGCACAAGUGUUUUUGGAUCUCCGUCCGGACAACCCGCGGUUACGCCGUUUUUUACAGGUUCAUCCGGCGCUACGUUUGGUACCUUUGGAUCCCCCGCUCAAAAUACGACGCCUGGGACAAGCAGUGGCGUUUUCACUGGUCAGCCGGCCCCUGCAGCUGCUACUGGAGGACUUUUCGCUGGAGGCAGCAUUUUUGGCGGCAGCAUUUUUGGCGGCUCUGUUCAGCCGCCACGUUCACAACCUUCGAGUAACUUUGGAUCCCCUGCUCAGAAUAGGAUACCAUUUGCAAACAGUUCCAUUUUCACUGGUCAGCCGGCACAAGCAGCUGCUACUGGCGGACUUUUCGGUGGAAGCCGCAUUUUUGGCAGCUCCGCUCAGCCGCCGCGUUCACAACAUUCAAGUACCUUUGGAUCCUCCGUUCAAAAUACGACGCCUGGGACAAACAGUUACGCAUUCCCUGGUCAGCCGGCACAAGGAGCUGCUAGUGGAGGACUUUUCUGUGGAAGCAACAUUUUUGGCAGUUCUGUUCCGCCGCCGUGUUAUCAACCAUCGAGUACCUUUGGAUCCCCUGCUCAGGGUACGACACCAGGGGCAAACAAUGGCGGUUUCACUGGUCAGCCGGCACAGGCAGCUUCUGCUGGAGGACGUUUCUAUGGAGACAGCACUUUUGGCGGCCAGUCUUCAAAUAUCUUUGGAUGCUUUGCUCAGAAUACGACACCCGCGAGAAACACUUUCGCUUCAGGUAGUCAGUCUACUCAGCCACCUGCUACUGGGGGACUUUUCAGUGGAGGCAGCACCUUUGGCGGCUCCGCUCAGCCGGGACCAUCAAGUUUCUUUGGGUCCACUGCUCAGAAUACGACACCCAGGAGAAACAGUUUCGCUUUCCGCAGUCAGUCUGCUCAGCCAUCAGCUGCAGGAUGGCCUUCCAAUGGAGGCAGCUACGGGUUCGGUUUGGGUGCUCCCGUUCAACCGCCGCGUUCGCAGUCAUCGAGUUUCUUUGGGUCCACUGCCCAGAACACAACACUCGGGGCAAGUCUGUUUGAUCGGCCCGCGCAACCAGCUACUGGAGGAUCUUCCAAUGGAGGCAGCUACGGGUUCAGUUUUGGUGCUCCCGUCCAGCCGCCUCGUUCUCAGUCAUCAAGUCUUUUUGGAUCCACUGCGCAGAACACGACACCCGCGGCAAACACUUCCGGUUUGUUUGGUCAGCCUGCACCACCAGCUGCUACUGCAGGAUCUUCCAGUGGAGGCAGCUAUGGGUUCGGUUUUGGAGCUCCCGUUCAGCCUUCGCAUUCUCAACCAUCAGUUUUCUCGGGACCCACUGCCCAGAAUACAACCGGGACAAACACUUCCGGUUUGUUUGGUCAGCCGCAACAGCCAGCAGCCACUGCAGGAUUUUCCUUUGGAAAUCCUAAUCUUCCAGGAUAUGGAUCCUACACUGCUUACCCGCCGGGACAUGUUUUUGAUCAGCCUCGAGCAGCCGCUGCUGGUUUGCCCGGACAAGCGGCUGCCGCUGCGCCACUGUUCCGGAUUAACAUCACCGCAAACGCUGCCGGAAAUGGUUUCGUUGUAGAAUUUUUACCUAACUAGGACUGCCGUUCGUUUAUUCGACCGGAUAGCCAGAAAAGCUUGAAGGACUGCAGCAGCAGUGGAAAUUUAAAAAUUGUUUGCACUGGUGAAAUUUCUCGGUUUUUGUUUUGUUUUUCGAUGGUCAGCGACUGCUACGCUUUUUGACCCUGCUUUUUUUGUACGAUACCUUGUAAAGACGUAAGUGUGCAAAGCCGCAAAAUUUUGUUUUGGAAGGUUGUUUCCGGCGUUUUCCAGUUGUUUUUGGGCGGAAUUUUUCUGACGGUGUACGAAUAAAUUG